This is a messenger RNA of Knipowitschia caucasica, 807 nucleotides long. The record is from the annotation of a GenBank genome assembly. NCBI's taxonomy places the organism in Eukaryota, Metazoa, Chordata, Actinopteri, Gobiiformes, Gobiidae.
AUGGUGGAUUAUGCGCACUGGUCUGCAGGCUCUGUCUGUCUACUGGUGCCUGUGCUGGUGCCUGUGCUGGUGCCUCUGUCGGUGCCUGUGCCGGUGCCUGUGCCUGUGCCUGUGCCGGUGCCUGUGCCGGUGCUUCUGCCGGUUCCUGUGCCGGUGCCUCUGCCGGUGCCUCUGCCGGUGCCUGUGCCGGUGCCUGUGCCGGUGCCUCUGCUGGUGCCUCUGCCGGUGCCUGUGCCGGUGCCUGUGCCGGUGCCUGUGCCGGUGCCUGUGCUGGUGGCUCGCGUCCACUUUGUGGGCACCUGCCAUCCCACACUCUCACCUCCUGCUGCGAGAGGGAGAGCUCCUUUAGACAAAGUGCUCGGCCCUCAUUGUGGCCUGCUGCUCUCUGCGACACUGGGGAGCAACCUGCAGCUCGGGAGCGACCUGCAGCUCGGGAGCGACCUGCAGCUCGGGAGCGACCUGCAGCUGGGGAGCGACCUGCAGCUCGGGAGCGACCUGCAGCUCGGGAGCGACCUGCAGCUGGGGAGCGACCUGCAGCUCGGGAGCGACCUGCAGCUGGGGAGCGACCUGCAGCUCGGGAGCGACCUGCAGCUCGGGAGCGACCUGCAGCUCGGGAGCGACCUGCAGCUGGGGAGCGACCUGCAGCUCGGGAGCGACCUGCAGCUGGGGAGCGACCUGCAGCUCGGGAGCGACCUGCAGCUCGGGAGCGACCUGCAGCUGGGGAGCGACCUGCAGCUCGGGAGCGACUUGCAGCUCGGGAGCGACCUGCAGCUCGGGAGCAACCUGCAGCUCGGGAGCGACCUGUAG